Molecule: messenger RNA, 1491 nt
Organism: Tetrahymena thermophila SB210
Lineage: Eukaryota; Ciliophora; Oligohymenophorea; Hymenostomatida; Tetrahymenidae
Product: tyrosine phosphatase
Exons: 6
Biological process (GO): microtubule cytoskeleton organization; positive regulation of cytokinesis; protein dephosphorylation
Molecular function (GO): protein tyrosine phosphatase activity; protein tyrosine/serine/threonine phosphatase activity
Source: RefSeq, a predicted model, not a curated record
AUGUCAGUAAAUAUUGUUGAGAUUGUUCCCUAACGUCUUUAUUGGUACUCUGCUGCCAACCCACCUGAGUACGAGCCCAGCACCUAUUAUUUUUCAACUGAUAAUGAUUUGGUUUAUGAGAGAGUUAGCGAGUACGGCCCUCUAAAUCUUUCUCAAAUUUACUCUUUCUGUUCUUAGCUUGAUGAAAUUUUUACAGAUCCAAAAUAUUAGACUACAACUUUGAUUCAUUAUACUUCUUUGAAUUAAGUUAAAUAGACUAACUCUGUUCUUCUAAUUUGCGCAUAUUAAGUUUUAUGUUUGAGAUACAGCCCUGAAAAGGCUCUGUAACAAUUUGAAAAGAUUAUCCCAGAAUUAAAGCCCUAUCAUGAUUCCCUAAAUUAUCCUUACUAAUGCACACUACUUGAUUGUAUGAGAUCCCUCCAAAAGGCUUAACAGUUGGGAUGGUUUGAUUUGAAGACUUUUGAUCUUGAGAGAUACUACGAGCUUAUGAAAUACGACAUUUCUGAGAUAAUACCUAAAAAAUUCUUCGCAUUCAGAGGUCCAAGAGAUGAAACUGAUGAUUUAACUCUUCCUCCUUCUGCUUACAUAGAGCCCUUUAAAAAAGAAGGUGUGUAGCUCGUUGUUAGAUUGAAUAACUCAGACUCAUAUAACCCCCAACCCUUCGUUGAUAAUAAGAUAAAUCAUAUAGAUUUAUUCUUUGAGGAUGGUUCAAUACCACCAAGAAAUAUAGCUAAUUAGUUUUUUGCCUUAUCAGAAAGAGCUCUUGAGGAGAAGAGUAACUGCCCAAUCGCUGUUCAUUGCAGAGCUGGUCUUGGUAGAACUGGCACAUUAAUAGCUCUAUAUUGUAUUAAACAUUAUAAAUUCACUGCUGAAGAAAUCAUAGCCUACACCCGCAUGGCUCGUCCUGGUUCAAUCCAUGGUCCACAAAUGAUGUACUUACAAAGUUAUGACAAAUCUAUUUAAAUGCAGCGCUCUUAUUCAAAUAACAUCCGCAUCUCCAAAGUAAUUUCAUACUAAAACGCUAAAAAAAUAGUUGAAAAAAGACUUUCUAUGGAUUAAGAAGGUUUUAAAAAUAUCCCUUUAAUUACAAAUCUCUCUAUGAGCAAUUCAUUCAAAACACCCUUGAGAGGAUCUUUAGCAACAAAAACAACAGCUGGUACGCCUGUGUCUCGUGGCUCUAACAGCUCUCUCUCUCCUUCUAAAACACCUGUAAAUAAUGAAAACCUCCGAAAAACAGUAUAAGUUUCUUCAAAAUAGAAUGAAAUUAGUUAAGCUGCUGGUGUUUAAGCAAAUCCAAGCUAAAAUAUUUACUCUUCCAUAUAUACAUAGUUCUAAAAUACUGCCAGCGCUAAAAAUCUUUUGUAAUCAAGAAAUCUCCUCAGGUCCAAUUCUAUUUCUAAAAAAGCUCUCUCUCCAAAAAAAAAAGUUACUUUCCUAAACAAUUUUUCUGCGGCCAUUAAAAGAUACGAGCCUACUCCAAUCAAGGUUUGA